AUGGCCAUUCGUAAGGCCACCUCCUCCCGCCGCAAGUCCAUUCUCAGCGUCCGCUCGACGUCUUCGUCUUCAACGUCGCUUGCUGCCCAGUUGUCGCCUAGACCCUCCGAAAUGACACUGUCUCUCGAUAAUGACCGCCUCGUCAAACUGAUGUUGAAACAUUUCAAGAAACUUGAGUUGGCCUUGACUAAAUUCAACUCCAAACAUGCCGGUAUCACUAAAGCAAACAUCCUUCGGACGCUGCUCCUCCCGUUCUUGCGUCUGCUGCCUUCACUCGAAGCCACAUUUGUUCCGCUGUCCAAAAUCUACUUGAGCUUUGUAUCACUCUCUACUACCGUGUUGGGUGAAUGGUGGCGCCUGCUCUUGGUGCUGUUAAAUGCCUCCACUGCCACCUCGAACGGUAUUGUCUCCUCCACGGACCGGAGUGCCUACUUGGAGUGUGUAUCCCGUAUAAUGGGAAGACCCGAAUGGGCCCAUGCCGACCCUGUUUAUUGCCGUUUGUACAAGCAAUACUUGACCGAUACUCUCGAUUACUGUAUCAACCGUCUUCUGCUGACCAAGGUAAUCUCCAUCUCGUUAUCUGCUUUUGUUGGCAAGGUUUUUGCCUACGCAUACUUCCAUCUUCCCAACGUUUGCAAUGCGUUGCUCUUCCUUUUGAACGUCAAACAAGCCAUGGUGGAUGCUCACUUGGCAGGUGUGCCUCGUGUAGCUGCUGCUGACUUCAAGGAUGCAGCUCGCGUGUUUCCAGUCCACUUGUCUCACUUGAUCGAUUAUAGAGGUUUGGCCAAGUUGGAUCGCCUAAAGCGGUCGCUGAUCAACUCAAUUCCACCACCGAAACAUCCUGUGGCUGGUAUCAGGGAACCAGGAGGAUCAUGGGUGCGUCGUUGGUGUUCCAGCGAUAGCGACAUCUUCAACUCGUUCUUCAGACACUACGUCUCCAUUGUGGACAAUCUUAUAAUUUCCUGUCCCAGCCUCGUGCCUGACUCGUUUCCGGGCUUCCACAUCAUCACCAGUCACAUUUACCAGAUCUUUCUGGUGUCCAUCCAUCGCAUUCUGAUGGUCAUGGCCAAGCCGGCUUUGUCGGCGAAGAAUUCUUCUGCAUCUUCAAUUUCAUCUUCGGCAUCGUCGUCGUCGUCAUCAUCAUCAUCUACUUCAUCCUCCCCAUCAUCAUCUUCUUCAUCAUCACCAUCUUCUACUUCACUGAACAAGUUCAUUUCGUCGGACGGGACAGCACCUCUACCGACCACCUUCCCCUAUAAACAGAACGAUACCAAUUACACCAGCAUCAUGAAACUUUUCAAGACUGUGAGAGAUAUUGAUUAUUCCUCUGUGGUGUUCUCAAACUAUUUGACUCGCUACAUCGAUGGACUCUUGAUCAAGGUGGCCAAGACCAUCAGUGUCUUCGACUUCAACAAGAACGGCCUUCUCUUGAAUCUUGUGUACGAAUACUCCAACCAUGUCCUUGACGCCACCAAUAUUAACUGGGAGUUUUGGUUGGGUUGCAACUACUUGAUGUUGACCGCCACGGAACAUAUUCAGACUAUAUUACGAAGUUUUGCGUUCUUGUUCAAUGUGUGGGACAAGAUCCCUGCAUUAUUGACUAGACACGAGUUCCCACAGUCGGUUUCAUAUCUCAAAGGCUGGCUAUUCGACCCCAACGAGAGUUAUAAGCUGAACUUCUCCGAUUGGUUGACUUCCAACGACGUGUGGCUGGUAUACUUCACUCACUGGAACUGUCUAGUUCGUGGUUACUACUCCCGUCUUUUGGUGUGGAGAAUCAUGGGUGUCAACAACUACCAGUCGUCUGUUUCGAUCAAGACAACCAGACGAGCAAAGUAUAAGUUGGAUUUCAUUUACGAAAGUAUCCGUAGCCUCUUAUCGUCCAGAGGCUUGACAGCUCAGUUAGCCAACUUAAACUUCUCGGCUGAACUCCCCAUGCUGAACAGGAAGCUAAGCAUUCUUCCCAUCAACUCCAAGUUUGCCUACUCGAAUGACCUACUCACCCUCACGGCUGUGUCAGCUAUCUCAAAGACGAGUGAGUUGCGCAAAACCCACCCUUAUGAGAUCUUUGAUGAAGCCAUUUAUACGUGCACUUCAUUGCCUAGUUCUCCAGGCGAUCCCAAUGCCACGAUGCUUGGCGCAACUCUGCCCUCCCAGAAAGUGCCACGCAACCAUUCUUUGAUCAAUCUGUUGAGUAAAUUCUUCAAGAUGUUGUCCACAGACGAUCCUGGAGACAACAAUUCGUUCUCGAUGGUGCCGCCUAAUUACAUCCUAGGUGACCGUGGUGAGAAGGGCCGCCAAUUGAACAAGACCCGGCUUUCGAAGUCGAUGACCUCGCUUUCUAACUACUCCAUGAAAUCUCGAUCAUCAAGUCCCAGUAUGAUUUCGUUUCAAUCAUCUCCUAAUUCUAACACUGACGGGUCCACAGACUCCAGUUUGAAGUCCGACCUGGAUAAUUCUAGUUUGUUGUCAGAUUACCUUGGCAGUUCGUCCUCCUCAUCCUACUCAGCAUCAUCACAGCAGCCUUCUCAGCCUCCUGAACUCUUCAAGAUUCCUCCAGAGAUUGUGCGUCCAAUAUUUAAGUUUGACAUUGUGCUCGACCACGAAUCUGUGGGAGAAAAGUUUAUGUUGAUGCAGAGGGCCAAUACAGACCGCAUGAGCCAUCGAUUCUUUGAGAACUUGUCACCAAAUCUCUCAUUUGCUACCAUGCCCAAGCAGCCCGUUAUUCCUUCUGUGUCAAUUUACCUCAAUUCAGAUAUGUAUAACAAGUUCUACAUCACCAGAGAGGACUACUUGCUCGACGACGAUGCUAUGUCGGAUGUUGACAUGACCGAUCUACAGAAGUUCAGCAAGAAAUUGGCUCAGAGCCUUCACACCCCAACAGACUUGAUGGCCAUGGGUAGAUCAUUGAACGAAUGGAACAAAAUCGUCCAAGAGUUUGAAUUCUACCUUUUCAACAAGGUGGAGACUGAUCAGGCCAAUUACUUCCCUGUGUCUACCAAUGACGACUCGGACGUUCUGCUGACUAUUGUCGAGAUCAACGAGGGAGAUUACUUCAAGCGAAUCAUUCCGUUCUUGUCCAUCGACACCUUCUCCGAAGUGAAGUCGUUGAACGCAGCGUAA
Molecule: messenger RNA, 3123 nt
Organism: Sungouiella intermedia
Lineage: Eukaryota; Fungi; Ascomycota; Pichiomycetes; Serinales; Metschnikowiaceae
Source: the annotation of a GenBank genome assembly